Molecule: messenger RNA, 1763 nt
Organism: Lytechinus variegatus (green sea urchin)
Lineage: Eukaryota; Metazoa; Echinodermata; Echinoidea; Temnopleuroida; Toxopneustidae
Exons: 6
Coding region: 351-722 (123 amino acids)
Source: RefSeq, a predicted model, not a curated record
ACCAUCGGCGCUGUGCGACCGUAAAGUCACUUACAAACGCAGAUUUGCCCUCCCUGUAAGAGUUGUUUAAAAUCCUGCUUCAUAUUUUGUGUUUAAAUACUCAAUAAAGAAAGAAGCCGAAGAAAAAAGCAGCAGAUAGGAAAAGCAGUCAGGUUUCGAGCAUUCGGGGUCCGAAAUUACCAAGAAGGAAAGCUCAAAAGAUAAUUCUAGUAGUUAAGCAGUAGACGGACAAACAAAACCAAGUCUGGUGGGGACAGAAGGGGAAAACUUGCAGACCGACAACCGUUGGAGAGAACGGAGCUUCUUUUAUUUAUUUUCUCCAUACCUAGACCAUACCCAACUUAAUUAAGAUGCAGCCCAACAGCAUAAUUUCAGUAGCAGUUGUGAUGACAUUAGCAACAUUACUCACACAAGCAGUUUGCAGUCUACAGUUUGAAACAACACAAGAUAGAGUGCCAGCAAAAAGACUGUUUUGGGUAGACAAGAAAGACCAUCCCGUAGAUACAGACUUUUUCACAGUAAGGGCCAACGAUGCCGAAGAGAUUCUUGAUUGCUUUGUGGAAGUGUGCAUAGCGGAUUUCAUCAACUGUGCAAAGAAGUGCUUGUUCUAUGAAAACGGAAGUUCAUGCUUGCCAUCAUGUCGUCAUACCAGAUCAAUCUGUAGUGUCCAAUGCUUUAAGAGAUAUGACGUAGAAGUCAGUGAUAUCCCAUCAGUCCACUGAGAAAAAAAUAAAACAAUCCCUUGAGAAAAAAUAAAAUGAAAAUUUGCAACCGACCCAUCUUUAAUGAAACGAAUAAAAGUUGAUUUAUUUUGUUUUGAAAGAUAGUAUGCGUAGUUUCCAUAAAGAGAACGUAUCUUGACCCCGACAGUAAUAACCAUGAUAUAAGAUAUAACUCAAAGUAAAAAAAAAAACACGUUUUUUUUUUUAAAAUCAAAUCCACGUUAAUUAAUAGUGUAACUUCUCCAUUCUUCCUUUCUAAGAAUGUGGAGAAAAGUUUUUUUUCUUUCUUUUACUUCUGUGUAAAUCAAUUCCCCUAUUUAAACAGCAGUAUGCCGGUUUCUCUUUGCAAUUUGUAAGUUCCUGGAGGGAACAAAAAAAUUUGAACAAAAAUUACUAUAUACCUAGAAGAUACAUAGGAGAUGUAAUUUUAGAUUCUUCAGCAAAUUUUAUUAAAUUAUGAUCUUUGAACAUGUUGAAUUCCGAAUUUUAUUCUCUGUUUUAAUAACAAAAAUUAUCUGGUAAAAUAUUACGUUUCCAAAAAGUGUGAAAUAUUUUAGCAUCGAUCAUAAAAAUUCAAAGAUUCUCCGUCCAAACCGGUAAUUUAUUUCAAUUCUUAAGACAUAUUAUUUGCGUAGCUACGGGUACGAUUUUUUACAUCCCUAGUAAAGCAAAAUUAUAAGAAAGUUUUGAUUACAGAAAAAAGUUGAUUCAUUUGUUAUCAGUAAACAUUGUACCAGAUCCUUGCCGAUGAAAUACAAAAAACAGUUAAAAUAGAUCUCAAAUAAGGAAUGGUACAAUCCCCCAAUUCAAAGUACUUUGGCAAUAUUAAACGCUUUAAUCCGAUUUUUUUAUUUUAAUCCGUCAAAGUAAAAUGUGUAAAUAUAUUAUAUUGAUAAUUUUACAAUGAGAUACAUGAACGAUUGUAUAUUUAGAUUUGGAUUAUUUGAGCUGUAGUUAUCGUUGAAAUAGAUUUGAGAAAGGCCUGAAAACUUAUUUUUUCUGAUAUUAAUUAUUCGUUUAUGUUUUUCUUCCCAUCAUAUC